This is a messenger RNA of Maniola jurtina (meadow brown), 9910 nucleotides long. It is a transcript of the gene gw, whose product is annotated as protein Gawky. The record is from RefSeq and is a predicted model, not a curated record. Gene Ontology annotation, biological process: positive regulation of nuclear-transcribed mRNA poly(A) tail shortening; miRNA-mediated gene silencing by inhibition of translation. Bases 622 to 4515 code for a protein of 1297 amino acids. Gene Ontology annotation, molecular function: nucleic acid binding; protein binding. Gene Ontology annotation, cellular component: nucleoplasm; P-body. The transcript is spliced from 18 exons. NCBI's taxonomy places the organism in Eukaryota, Metazoa, Arthropoda, Insecta, Lepidoptera, Nymphalidae.
AUGUUCAUCUUGUCGCAUUGAGUAAAUGUCUCUAUUUCAGCAAGCGCAGUUCCAUGUCGUCGAGCUGGCGAUGCUCGUUAACCACCGCGUUACACUGUGUAAUAGUUACUUAAAUGUCUCGUAGAAAAUCUGAGGCCAGUACAAAACCUUUUCAAUAUGUUAUUCUAUUAGAAAAUAAUGUGUGAAAAAAACAUUUUUGUAAUCACAAAGCCGUAUUUGUCUUCCGUCUUCAUUUCAAUGUGAUUUCAAUGAUUUUGAUAAAAAGAUAGAAUUCUUGUGAUAAAAAUUGUCGUCUAUAGACAACGGAAAAGUGAAACGAUCGAGCUAACUGCAAAGCUGCUCGUUAGGAUCUGCCGAGCCCGCAUUAUCUGUGAUAUACAGCUCAGCCUCUCGUCCGUCCUAAAAGGGCUGGGCCACUCGGGGCUUGAGGCGUGUCCGCAGCAGCUUCAGCGGUGAUCUCACCCGCCCUCGCCAGAGGCACAAACACUGCUACCUGCUUAUGACUGCAUCACUACGAACCAUUGUUACUUAGUCUUAAUCGAAACAAUAUGCAAUCUGUGAAAAUAAGUAUAAUACUAGGUGGAUAUUGUAGAAAAUUAUUCUAUUUAUAAUAAUUGUCUGAUGUCUAAUGUUUCUGUAAUAUUAUGUGUUCCACAUUUAAUUAAGGAUAAUUGUUAUUCCAAUAUUGAUACUGUUACCGAACCAAUGCAAUGUAAUUACUCCACCUCCAUGUCGGUGGUGAUCACAAAUAAAUUUGGUGCUUAUAAGCGAGUCGAAGAGAAGAAUGAAAGUCAGCGAGUUAGUGUAAAAAUGGUAGAUAAUAAUAUUUAUAAUGUAGAGUUUGUUGAUAGUAUCCAACAAAACCAAAUGAUUGGCGAUACGCCUAACUACUGCAUUCCUUUAAAGAUUAACGCCAUAACAGUCCAGGGUAUCUCAUACAGUGACCCGUAUUUCAGUAGCUUUAACUUAAACUAUAAGAUGGCGUUGGGAGCGCCGGAGUAUAUGAACAAGUCUGAUUACGCUUUUAAAUCCUCAGUUUGUAUUAUACAAGAUGAGCCUUGCACGGACAAGACGCUACUAAAACAUAUGUCUGCUCAUAAAAUGAUAUGUAAAACGAACACUCGAAUCAAUAUGUCUUACGACAAGUCUCUUGAAACCGACCAUGACAAUAAAGUGAAGCAUGUUAGUAUUGAAACACCAAAGCAACCACACAAAGUGAAGACUUUUGCCAACGGUGAGCUAACAUUCGAUGCAAUGGUGGAGUUGCUUGAUAAGGAGAAUGAGAUCCUCAUAGAAUUGAGGAAGACUGAAGGUGCGAACUCAUGGGGAGUCCCACGCAGAUUACGGCUGGUUGGUGGCGGAGAGAGCUCACUCAAUGCUGCCAGUGGCUGGGGCAGCCCGCCUGCAUCUAAUAAUGCUGCGAAUUGGGGUGGUAAUUCCAGUGGCCAAACAAAUAACGGAACUAAUAAUACUCAACAGUGGAACAACACCCAGCGGCCGCCCACUUCCCAAGCUGACAUGAACAGUAACAAGGGGAAUGGCAAUCAGAUCCCGCCGACCAGUGCAGCGUCGCAGAGUUGGCAAUCCUCCCCGCCUAAUAUGCCAAAUUCACAGCAGAACAACAAUGGUGCACCUCAAAGUAAUGGCACAAACAAUGCUGCCAACGCUAACGGCAAUGGUGCCAACCCCGCGAGCACAAACGGGCCGUCUUCGAAUGGCAGUAACGGGAAUUCGAAUAACAAUUCCUCGGCGAAAAUAGAACAGCUGAACUCCAUGCGAGAGGCGUUGUACAGCCAGGAUGGCUGGGGAGGCCAACACGUGAACCAAGAUACUAAUUGGGAUGUGCCUGGGUCCCCCGAACCGGGUUCGAAAGUUGAGCCUGCCACCGCUGGAGCCCAACCGGCUUGGAAGCCGAGUAUUAAUAAUGGUGCUUUUCUCGGAACUGAUCUUUGGGAGGCUAAUUUGAGGAACGGGGGACAGCCUCCGCCGCAGCCCGCUUCGAAGACUCCAUGGGGACACACCCCUACGACGAAUAUCGGGGGCACAUGGGGCGAAGAUGAUGACGCUGCGGAUACUGGGAACGUUUGGACGGGGGCUCCUCCUCCCCAGCAAUGGCCGGCUGGACCUCCCCAACAUACGCAGCAAUGGGCAGUACCGAAGAAAGACGACUGGAAUGCUUGGGGUGAACCUCACAGGCCUUCUGACCCGAGACUGGACCCUCAUCGUACUCCAGACCCGAGGCAGCAGCCCGCGGACCCGCGCCAUGACUUGCGCGGAGGAAUCUCGGGGCGACUCAAUGGAGAUAUGUGGAGCCAGCAUCAUCAACAUCCUAGCGGGCCUAAUAAGAUGAUGCCCGCUAGCAGUGUUAACCAAUGGGGUGCACAGGGCCCCAAAGAACCGAUCAAGUCAUCUGGAUGGGAAGAGCCCUCCCCACCAGCGGCGCGUCGUACCGGCACCGGUUUUGACGACGGCACAUCACUAUGGCAACGCGGUAUGGGCGGCAUGUCUCGAGGAGCACCCCAAGGCCCGCCCGCAUCCCAAAGAAUCGCACCCGCACCCACCAAGCCUGAUGCGGUGUGGGGAGCCCAUUCCCAGAGAAACGGGUCCUGGGAGGAACCUCACGCCACUGGAUGGGGGGAAAGAGACGUCCCUGCUUGGCCCGAUGCGUCUGGCCCAGCUCUAUGGCCAGUCCCUAAGCCAAAACCCAGUGGACCUGCUGCCUGGCCUGAUGACAUUGGAGAGUGGGGUGGACCCAAGCCUCCUCAGAGCGCAAUGCCCCAUGGCAAGCAGCUGCCCAAGGAGAUGGUGUGGAACAGCAAGCAGUUUAGAUACCUCGUCGAGUUGGGCUACAAGAAGGAAGAUGUGGAGGCAGCGCUCCGCAGCCGCGACAUGAAUGCCGAGGAAGCCUUGGAAGCACUAGUAGCCGCACGUGGAGAUGGCUGGAGACGUGACGACCAUUUCCACCACGGGCCCUUCCAGCCACAGCCCACCGUGCCUUCGGUGCCGCCCGCUGUCGUGCAGAAGCUGCUCAACCAGCCACCACCGCCUUCCGUGCAGCAUCAUCCCUCUUACAACCCGAAUAGUGGAACAGGAAGCAGCGGUCAGCCUAGCACGGCUCAACUGCGCAUGCUCGUGCAACAGAUCCAAAUGGCCGUCUCUGCCGGGUACUUGAACCACCAGAUCUUGAACCAACCGCUGGCGCCACAGACUCUGGUCCUGCUUAACCAGCUACUGCAGCAAAUCAAAGUGCUGCAGCACCUGGUACAGCAGCACACGCUGGCCAUACCGAAGCCGAACUCGUCCGUCGCGAUGCAGUUUUCUAUGCAGAUUACGAAGGCCAAGCAACAGAUUACUGGUCUCCAGAACCAAAUAGCAAACCAGCAAGCGCUAUACAUGCAGAAGCAACAAACCGGUGGCAGCGACUUGUUCAAGCAGAGUCAUGACCCACUCGCGCCGCUGCAUAACAACUUCAGUGACUUGAACAUUAAAGACUCACAAUCCGCGUACGGCCCCGGCAACCAGCAGUCACGCUUGACCCAGUGGAAGCUGCCGUCUCUGGACAAAGACGGCGAAGGAACCGACUUCAGCCGCGCACCUGGCACGGCUAAGUCUGCCACCAGCCCGCAGCUCGGCCAGAUUGGCCUGCAACCUGAGUCUACAUGGGGCAUGGGCCGCGCGUCAGAAGGCUGGGGCGAUUCUGGCGCAGACGUGGCUGACGGCAAGGACACCUGGCCAUCCCACGCCACUCACCCGCCUGCUUAUGAUCUGGUGCCCGAGUUCGAGCCAGGCAAGCCCUGGAAGGGCAACCAAAUGAAGAACGUGGAAGACGACCCGGCUAUGACCCCGGGCUCAGUCCGUUCUCCACUCUCACUGCCCAGUAGUAUAAAAGACACUGACAUGCUGGGAGGCAAGACGUCCCCACCAGGGGGUGAGAGGUCCCUAUCCUCAUCCACCUGGAGUUAUGCACCCCCCGCCACGUCCGCUGGGGCUCUGAAGCCCAUGGACGCGUGGAGCGCCAAGCCUCGCCCUGCUCCACCAGGCUUGGCCAAGUGGCCUCAACACCACGUGAACUCACGCCCUGUGACGUCUUGGCAAGCGUCCACUUGGCUGCUUUUGAAGAACCUCACUGCUCAGAUCGACGGCUCGACUCUGAAGACCCUGUGCCUGCAGCAUGGGCCUCUACAGAAUUUCCACCUAUAUUUGAACCAGGGACUGGCACUGGCACGCUACGCGACGCGCGAGGAGGCUGCUAAGGCCCAGAUGGCGUUGAACAACUGCGUUUUGAGCAACACUACGAUCUUCGCGGAAUCGCCCGCCGAGUCUGAGGUGCAGAUGAUUUUGCAGCACCUCGGCCAGGGCGGCGGAGGCGCCUGGCGCGGCGGCGGCGGCGGCGCCAAGGACGGCUGGGGUGGUGGUUUUCCUGGCUUAUGGCCGGAACAGCACGAGCAACGUGCAACACCCUCCUCUCUCAACUCGUUCCUGCCGCCGGACCUCCUCGGCGGGGAGUCCAUCUAAACACCCACCCGCCGGCCCUGUGACCCACAUGGAGGUACCACCAGAUUUCAAACAGAUGCAAAAUUCCCGUGAAAGCAUCGGAGAAUUAUGACAAGCGUUAUAACGCGUCGAGUUGGAAUCUUGUAUGCGACGCAGUGGCGUGCACAGCGUUCGAACUUACGCAUGUGAGCAGUGCGCACGCCACCGCUGUGAAGGAGCACGGGGCUCGCCCGCUGGUGUCUAGUUGUAAUUACGCUUCGCCGACCCCCGUACGGGGCCGGACUAAUUUUAUUCGCCUAGUCACAUCGAGUCGGACGCGAGGCGACGCGCCGCGCCGUCUCGCGCCCGCCGUAGCCAACUGUCCACAAUACUAUUAUCUACUGUUUCGUAAGUGUUCAUGUAGAUUAUUUAGUGUACAUAAGAAUUAUACAUAUACAACGUCAGACAUAUAAUGUACGGAGGGUCACAGCGGCGGGCGCGCGCGGUAUGACAGCGCCGCCCGCACUCGCGGCUCCUGUAAAUUACCAAAUAAUGUAAGCUGUCGCGUAGAGUAGUUGUCGCGGGCUACCUCAGUCACUCGUCCCGUGGCCUUAAUUUAGUCUGUAUUUAUUUUGUUGCGCUCCAGGGCUGUUGCUGUUUCGCCCGGCGAGCUGUUGCGUUCCGAGUUUCUUUCGUGUUUUUACAAAGUGUUUAGACAGCCACAAACGAACGUUUGAGUUCAAAAAUUAUACGGCCACUGGUGAAGUUUGUAAAUUAACCAUUAAAGAUUGAACUUUAAUAGUUUGCGUUAAGGAUCAAAUUUUAAAAGCUAAUAGAAACUUUUUGCCGGAUAUUUUACUGUCGCACGACCGCUUGUGGCCGACUCGACACUUUCGUUUUUAUAAUCGUGAUUUUGUCGCAUACGCCUAAACGUAUUUAAUUAUUAUAAUAUUAUUUAUUCAUUUUUUGAAUCCUCACUCUCGAUGAGCCCUGUUUUCAACUUCUACACUUAGUGAUAUUUAUAUUCAGCAAUAAAAAAAAAUAUUAAGUGCAUUUCGCCCGGUUAUCGAAGUUUUUAUUAUUAGUUGGUAAUUUUAAUGAGAAUAACAAAAAUCGAAAUGGAUGAGAUUCGAAGUGCAUUCUUGUAGAGAUAAAUUCCUUUAAGCCGUAUAGUCUGAGUGGGAAGAAGGAGGUCGGCGGUGCCGGCCGCCGACGCAUCUUGCCGGGCGGGCCGACGCCGGACCGGUCCGCCGGACGUCACGGGACGUGUCCGUCCGAUCCGCCGGACGUCAACGGACAUCGCCGGUCCGGUCCGGCGCUCGAGUUCCGCCGAUGCUAACGUUUCCCCAAAUUUUUUCCAGUAUUUGUGAUUCAAGUGCCACUUUAAGUUUAAUAUAUGAAACGAUUAUCUAGAUUAUACGAUUAAUGUAAGGGUAACCUAAUAUAUUAAAUUGAAAAUUGUUUUAUCAUUUUAUAUUACAUACAUUUGUGAGAAGUGUUAUAAAGUACUAUAAUUGACCGUAAUUUAAAUAUUACACUUUUGUGUAUAGGUAAGGAUAAAGUUCUAACUUAAAUUUAGCCAUAUCAAUAUCUAUUUAAUAAAAGAUUUGUGGUAUUUUCUAUAGGCUCAAUUUAAACGUUAUUCAAAGUGACAUAUGCUUUAGAUAUUCUGUUAAUAAUAUACUUGUAGUCGUAGGUCUGUCGGUAUUACACGAUCGUAGAUAUAAGCGUACCCCUAGGUCCGUCGCAGCUUGCGACGAGCGUACUAUGAUAUAUUACGGCAACGAUCGCACUUGUAAAUGUUCGUUACUAUAAAGGUUUAUUUACAUUUUUAUUUACUAUUUAAUUUAUUGAUGGUGUGCCACAGAGAUACUCUGCCAAAAUAUAUCAGUACCAAUAUGUAAAGGGAUUAGCUAGUAGAGGCGAGCCGGAUCGCACACGCCCCUCCGCGCAGCCGAGGCGGCCUCGCGGGAAGCAAUCGACUAUAAUAAUGUACAUUAUGUAUUUUGAGCAUCUUCCAGUGAUCUUUUUAAUUAAACGUUACGAUUUAGUGCUAAGUUAGGUGUAAGUGAUCGCUGUACCUUGUCGAGUCUCCGCUCGAUGACUUCACAAACUAUUGAGAUAAGUUGAACGGUUGAACGUGUCGUGCGUCUGAACUCUUCGACCGCUUGGAACCCGUAGAUCUAGUGAUUAAUGUUUCGAUGUAUGAUGUGUUCAAUUAGUAACGAUAUUAGCAUUUCUCAUUACCGUAUAUCACCUAUAGUGGGACCGAUUCGACGGUUUUUCGAAGCCACCUCCUAUCUGUUGCAUAUUCUUCAUCGCCUUUUGAAAAAAAAAAAAGAAAUGUAAAAAAAAAUACAGCUUGUAACUACAAACGAUCACAGUACUAGUUCUAGCGUGACCAGUUUACGAUAUAUUUGUCUAAAGAUAUUUUUACUAUAAAAUUUUGAAUAGUAUUAUUAAAGGCUCGGUGUAUGCAACUCGGAAAAAGUGUCGGUUUCGCCUCUUCGAGAGGCCCCGCUGCGGACUUUGCGAAUGACUUAUAAUGUAAGGUGCCAAAGAAUGAGUAUCAAAGAUAUUGAUGACACUGUAUUUGGAACACAUUUGAUCGCAUCUCUGAUUAGACAUAUCUUCCAAAUUGUUUUGUGGAAUUAGUUUUCGGUACGGGUUAUUGAUCUGAUGUUCCUAAGCCAUUGGGCGAACUCUAACCAACAAUAGUGCAUUUUGCUCGAAGACUACGUAACUUUUUAACUAUACCAUUACGAUCUUCGCAAGAAAUUCUCUAUUCGCUGAACAUAACCGUGCUAAAAUAAUAUAACUACAACUAUGAAUAAUUUGUAUUAGUACAUUAAUUACGACACAAUAUAAGAAGUGAUAUCAACUCUUGAUAUAAUAAUACUUUAUGCUACUUUUUGUUGAGUAUAAUAUUAAUUAUUAACACUUAGGAUAAAUUAAUUACUUAAUUAAAUUAAUUUUAUAUAGGGGAGGGUCACGCGAAUGUGCCAGUGACAAGUGAAGAGGCGAUUAACUAAUGCCGUAAUUAAUGUAUGGUUCCAAAUGUCAACGAAUAGGAAUCAUUGCGACGAUCGCAAUGAUUGCAAUUUGCAACAGUUACGCGUUCUACCUCUCGAGCGGGCCGAUGUCAAUCCUAUUGUCUAGCUCAAUUCAAUUAAUGGUGUUUCUUUCAAUCGAUUAGGUAAAGGUGAAAACAAACUAUUGUAUUGUAGUGUGUCUUAAUACUGAAGGCGAUUGACGAUAUAUGUAAGUCUUUCGUUUGACUGAGACAGCUAUAGACUAGGCUUUGGGUUGUGGGAGGGUGACAGGGACGUUGAUUUUUUUUUUGUUAACUUUAUUGCACAACCAAAGAUUAUACGAAAUGCGGACUUAAGACUUGAGAACCUUAUCUGCCAGACAACUUGUGAAAUAGGAAUGGUUUAUGGAAAGAAAGGUGUGAGAGACGCGUAGUGGGUGAGCUCAAAAGCAAUGACUAGUCUGAAAUUAAAUGAUACAAAAAACUUAACACUUAAAUAAAUAUAAUAAAGUCGGAAUACUUAAAGUGUAAAAAAAUAUUGAAUAUUCUACACAAGUAUGGGCUUGUUCAGUAGCCUUUUCUUGACUAGCCUCUUAUAGGAGAAUUUGAUUUUUAUGUUAACAUGUCUCCGUUCCACAAUCGCCCUACCUAAAGAGCCGUUUCAGUGAAAUGGUUUAUAACGCGUACAAAGUUUCAAUGGGAUCGCCAUUUUUGCUUUAUCUGUCAACUGUCAUUUGAAAAGUACGGUUAGCCACUUGUCUAGCGUGACGCUCUGAUGCGCUCCGAUUGGCUGGUUUCUAUGCCUGAAUUAGUUGUGACUCGAGACUCCACUACACAGUGUGUUUUCAUCUUUAUUUGUUCUUUAAACUCUCCGGUGCCGCUCUGUCCAGGUCUGCACCGUUCGAUGUUGCCUCAUACGCAGUAGUCUGGUCGUAAAUGUGAAUUUAUUACAGCAAUAAAGUUCAAGAGUUAAUUUUUAUAAAGAUUUUCCAUUUUUUACGAUGAAAAAAAAUUUUUAGACGAGCCGAGUAACCGAAAGUAUAAGGAUCCAGUGCCCUGUAGAAGUAUGUUGUCCAUAGAUUAAAGACGAAAGAAGUCAUGCCUUGAAGUUUUUUAGUCAGUUAAAUGUAAACAGUACUUAAGUAAUGAGUAUGUUAUUAUAAAGAGACAUAAUAUAGGCGUUGUGGUGUAGCGGUGUUAGGGCACUCCUCACAUACGGGCGCAUCACACAUUGCUGUAACUUAACAAGGCUUAAGACAGUUACAUACUCUUUAAAUAGUCGAUUAUUAUUGAUGUUGUAUAUAGUGUGUGAUAGCUCAAAGUGUGGAGGGGCCGUAAGGUGUCGGUAAAGCGGCGAGCGGUACGAAAUCGCGAGUCAUUCUGCUAGUUAGCUAGGCGAUACUUAUGUGCAAUGGCAAUACACUGAAGGCUUCAUAUUUUUGAUAUCCGAUAAGAGAGACAGGUCGAGACAUUGAAGGAUUCUGCUAGCUACCAUCCUCUUGAGCAAAGCAUUAUGCGUUGAAAGUCAAUUUAAAUUUGUAUGGUGCGUUCUCAGUGAUGACUGGAGAUUUCCAAGCAAUAUUUUCAUGUUUCGUCUUUCAGAGCCUUGAUUUAAAAAUAUUUUUGUCAAAGGCUGGUAGCUAAUAGUAAUCAGUGUGUUUUUCAGUUGUUCGCAUAUCAUAGCUCAUAAAACAGCUCAAUGUUCUACUAGUUUACGUCAUCGACUGAACAUCGUUUAUAGUUGUCGUUCACACGUUAAUUGCACGCGUAGAAUUACUGUGACGUCGACAGAGCCCGUGAACGUAACGCGAGAUCGCUCACCGCGACUUUUUGCAGCGAUACAGUCGCAAAGUCGUGGUACAGUAAGUAGCAAUGUGUCGCUGGUCCAUAAACCUUUGCCCACGAUUCCGUAUCGCUACUCGCUAGAAUCGCGUUCAAGAUAAUCGCUAUAAACGUCGUCCUGGGCGAUGUCACUAAGCUGUCAACGGACAAAAAAAGUUUGAAUAGAUAUUCAGUGUGUUGUCAUGCACGCGCCGCUGCGCCGCGCCGUAGGUUGUGAGCGGCCUCGCGCCGCACUAACUGAAUCUCCUCUCGGUUCAAGGACUGCAUAUUUCCUGCACACAAUUGCGCCACGUGCAAUUUAGUCUGUGUUAUAUUAUUAUGUUGUUGUAUAUUUAUAUCUUACACCGUAUACAGUAAUAUGUAUAUAUUGUGAAAUUAUAUUCUUAAAAGAUUUUAAUACGCUUCACGCUUCACUUUCUAACAUUUUUCGUGAUUCGUUUCUGUUAUCUAGAAUAAAUUUACGUACCUAAAAGUAAUUAUAAUAAUUAUCAUAGAUUUAAAUGUAAGAAAAUAAUAAUAGUAAAAUGAAAAAAAAAAAUUAAAAAAAAAAACUUAUAUAAAAAU